This is a messenger RNA of Sciurus carolinensis (gray squirrel), 2470 nucleotides long. RefSeq names its product zyxin (gene Zyx). Lineage: Eukaryota; Metazoa; Chordata; Mammalia; Rodentia; Sciuridae. Bases 316 to 2061 code for a protein of 581 amino acids. The record is from RefSeq and is a predicted model, not a curated record. The transcript is spliced from 10 exons. Gene Ontology annotation, biological process: integrin-mediated signaling pathway; transforming growth factor beta receptor signaling pathway.
GGCGGCGGGGGCGGCGGCGAGUGGGGAGGUGGCGGGCGGACCUUCGCGGAGCCUCCGGCCCGGGGCAGGAUCAGGGCCCCUUCCUGGGGGAGUUUCCUGCCUGUCCGCCUCCCCGCCUCUCCCCGCCCCCUCUCCGGGCCGCUCCUUGUAUGGUCUCGGCGCCGCGCUCUCCCCGCCCUUCCUCCCUCCCUCUUCCCUGCCUCCCUCCCCGCCUGGCUGGAGGCUGCGGGACCGGGACGCAGAGUCCGCGGACCCGGCGCCGAGGCGGCCACCCGAGACGCGGCGCGUACGCUCCGGCCCCGGCCCGGCCCGGCCAUGGCGGCCCCCCGUCCGCCUCCUGCGAUCUCCGUCUCCGUCUCGGCCCCGGCCUUUUACGCUCCGCAGAAGAAGUUCGCCCCGGUUGUGGCCCCAAAGCCCAAAGUGAAUCCUUUCCGGCCCGGGGACAGCGGGCCUCCCGCGGCGGCCGGGGCCCAGCGCGCACAGAUGGGCCGAGUGGGUGAGAUCCCCCCACCGCCCCCGGAAGACUUUCCUUUACCCCCUCCUCCUGUCCUUGGGGAUGGUGACGACGCUGAGGGUGCUCUGGGAGGUGCCUUCCCACCCCCACCUCCCCCCAUCGAUGAACCCUUCCCCCCUGCGCCUUUGGAGGAGGACAUCUUCCCUUCACCUCCUCCUCCACUGGAGGAGGAGGGAGGGCCUGAGGCCCCCACCCCACUCCCACCGCAGCCCAGGGAGAAGGUGAGCAGUAUUGACCUGGAGAUUGACUCUUUGUCCUCACUGCUGGAUGAUAUGACCAAGAAUGAUCCCUUCAAAGCCCGGGUGUCCUCUGGAUAUGUACCCCCUCCAGUUGCCACUCCAUUCAUUCCCAAGUCCAGUGUUAAGCCUGCAACUGGGGGCACAGCACCCCUGCCUCCUUGGAAGGCCCCUUCUAGCACCCAGCCUCUGCCCCAGGCUCAGCCUCAGAGCCAGCCGCAAUUCCACGUCCAGCCUCAGGCCCAAACCCAGGCCCAGACCAAGCCUCAGGUCCAACUCCAUGUCCAGCCCCAGACCCAUCCUCAGCCUGUGGCUUUGACAAACACCCAGCUGCGAGGUCCUCCAGCUCCAGCUCCAGCUCCAGCUCCAGCCCCUAAGUUUUCUCCAGUGGCUCCCAAGUUUACUCCUGUGGCUCCCAAGUUCAGCCCUGGAGCUCCAGGUGGACCAGUGUCCCAGCCCAAUCAAAAAUCGGGGCCUUCUGAGACAGGCUGUUCCACUGGCACGGGCUCCCCUCAGCCCCCCAGCUUCACCUAUGCUCAGCAGAGGGAGAAGCCCCAAGUGCAGGAGAAGCAGCACCCAGUGCCCCCACCGGCCCAAAACCAAAACCAGAACCAGGUGCGCUCUCCUGGGGCUCCAGGACCCCUGACCCUGAAGGAGGUGGAGGAGCUGGAACAGCUGACCCAGCAGCUGAUGCAGGACAUGGAGCAUCCUCAGAGGCAGAAUGUGGCCGUGACUGAGUCCUGUGGCCGAUGUCGUCAGCCGCUGGCCCGUGCGCAGCCGGCAGUCCGUGCACUGGGGCAGCUGUUCCACAUCACCUGCUUUACCUGCCACCAGUGUGAGCAGCAGCUCCAGGGACAGCAGUUCUACAGCCUGGAGGGGGCACCGUACUGUGAGGGCUGCUAUACAGAUACCCUGGAGAAGUGCAACACCUGUGGGCAGCCGAUCACCGACCGCAUGCUGAGGGCCACAGGCAAAGCCUACCACCCGCAGUGCUUCACCUGCGUGGUCUGCGCCUGUCCCCUGGAAGGCACCUCCUUCAUCGUGGACCAGGGCAACCGGCCCCACUGUGUCCCUGACUACCACAAGCAGUAUGCCCCAAGGUGCUCCGUCUGCGCGGAGCCUAUCAUGCCCGAGCCCGGCCGUGACGAGACCGUCAGAGUGGUCGCUCUGGACAAGAACUUCCACAUGAAGUGUUACAAGUGUGAGGACUGUGGGAAGCCCCUGUCUAUCGAAGCGGAUGACAACGGCUGCUUCCCUCUGGAUGGCCAUGUGCUUUGUCGGAAGUGCCACACGGCUAGAGCCCAGACAUGAGUAAGGACAGGCCUCCUUCCAGACCGCAGGUCCAUACCCCAUCAAGGACCACCCACACUGAGACCAGUCCCUGCCUCCACCCACUCCAACCCUCCCUCCAUUCCAAACCCCUCCCUGGUAUCUCAAGUGCUCUGACCUGAGGCCCCAUUGACCUAGGGUGCUGAGGCCCAGCCCUGGGCUGCUGUCCUCGCCCGUCCUGCAGGGAUCGCCCGCUGUCCUCCAGGGUCCCCACCCUAGGGGCCACCAGGCCUCGUGCUGCUGCUUUCACUGCUGCACCGAUACCCUUGGCUGGGCUCGGCAGCCUCCGUACUCUGCUUGCUGAGGGCCCUGGCUAGGCUGGACACCUCCCCUGCACCGUGCUGCCAGGUCGCAGCUACAGCUACAGAUUAAAGAACUUGUUUUCCAAAAU